UGAGUCGCCAGUUGCUAACUCGAGCUAGUGCGGCUAGCGUCGGCUGGGAAACAGAGCGGAGGGUGUGCGACACAUCGGGCUGCCAUGCUCUGAAGACGCAUUAAACACACAAAUGACAAGCCGCGAACACGAACACGGCCGUCGUCGCUUGUAAAGGAGACAGGAGGUGAUUCAUAUUUACCCCGCUGAGGUUUGACCACGUCACUGUGACUUCCCCUCAGCAAACUUUUAGACUUUUGGAACAAGUUGUUAUCGGAGGUUCCUCGAACAUAAAAUAUCUGUUGCUACAAGGCUCCGAGACAAAUAUUUAGAAUAAUCAUGAGUGCCCACGACUCAGACGUGCACACCAUCUCCCCGGAGCUGCCGGCCAUGUUUGACGGCAUGAAGCUGGCGGCGGUGGCCACGGUGCUCUACGUCAUCGUCCGCUGCCUGAACCUCAAGAGCCCCACCGCACCCCCCGACCUCACAUACCAGGACACACCUCUGAACCGCUUCCUCCUCAAGUCGUGUCCUCAGCUGACCAAAGAGUACAUUCCUCCCUUACUGUGGGGUAAGAGCGGUCACCUCCAGACGGCGUUGUACGGCAAACUGGGGCGAGUGAGUUCACCUCACCCCACCGGAAUCAGGAAGUAUUUACCCAUGCAGGACGGAGCGACGGCAACCUUCGACCUGUUUGAGCCGCUGGGGGACCAUCGAACAGGAGAUGACAUCACCAUGGUGAUAUGCCCCGGAAUCGGUAACCAUAGCGAGAAGCACUACAUCCGGACCUUCGUGGAUUACGCGCAGAAGGACGGUUACCGCUGUGCCGUGCUGAACCACCUGGGGGCGCUUCCCAACAUCGAGCUCACCUCUCCACGCAUGUUCACCUACGGGUGCACGUGGGAGUUUGCGGCCAUGGUUGGCUACAUCAAGCGGGCGUAUCCUGAGACCCAGCUGAUCGUGGUUGGGUUCAGUCUGGGCGGAAACAUCGUUUGUAAGUUCCUGGGCGAGAACAGGACGAACCAGGAGCGAGUGCUGUGUUGUGUGAGCGUCUGUCAGGGCUACAGCGCUCUCAGGGCCCAGGAAACAUUCCUGCAGUGGGAUCAGUUCAGACGCUUUUACAACUUUCUCAUGGCGGACAACAUGAAGAAAAUCAUCCUCUCACACAGGCACAGUCUGUUUGGGGGAAGUUCAGUUAAAACGAUCGAUACAGAGUUAAGUCGACUGUACACGGCGACGUCCCUGAUGCAGAUCGAUGACAGCAUCAUGAGAAAAUUCCACGGCCACAGCUCUCUCAAAGAGUACUACGAGAAGGAGAGUUGUGUGCAUUAUAUUCACAAUGUAAAUGUGCCACUGCUGCUAGUAAACUCUGCAGAUGAUCCUCUGGUCCAUGACUCACUGCUCACCAUCCCUCGCACACUAUCAGCAAAGAAGCAGAAUGUGAUCUUUGCCCUGACGCUCCACGGAGGCCACCUGGGCUUCUUCGAGGGGGCGGUGCUCUUCCCCCAGCCGCUCACCUGGAUGGACAAGGUGAUCGUGGGAUACGCCAACGCCAUCUGCCAGUGGAAGAAGCAGAAACCGCCGUGCCAAAGCGGCCAGCUGAGCGAGGGCUCCUGCGUAGAGGAAAAAGAUUAAAACCUUUCUCAUCCCUUCUCCUCCUCCUUCCCACCCUCUCCGACACCACGUCCCCCUCUCUGCACUGAGGAGACUCCUUAAACUGCUCUCCUCUGCCUUCUCCUGCGGUGCUGAUCACCACACCUCCCCAGUCAUACGCCUUCCCAGCUCCACCUCCGUAAUCACCGUCACCUUACAGUAUCUGAACAGUGACUAACUGCCUUCGUGCUCUUUUUUUCCGUGGCGAGGACUCGGAGCGGGAACGUUUCCUUUCUCCGCAUCGACACGAUAACGGCUAAAAGAGGCGUCGACCAAAUACGACCAGACGUUAAGUCGAGCUGGCGUUGAAAGGAAACAGAGACCGCCACACAAAAGCACACAAGAAGCCUCCCGUUACAGACCGUGCUGCGUUUCCAGCACCUGUAAGAAGCUCACUGCUGAUCACCGCCAAGGCCGUAAAGCCUCGUCUGCUGUCUGAACCAACACAGCGUCUUUUAGUUUGUAUGUAUGUAUGAGUGCGUCUGUGUGAGGCCUCUCUGUUUGGUUGGUGUGAUCCAGAUUCUCCGUUCGUAGUCUCUUGCUCCUUCUAAUGUCUGUUCUUUUGGGUGUUUGUAGAAGAUGUACAGUAGAAAACAAGUAUUACGGUGGGAUCUUACGCUUUAUUUCCAGCUCAUGACAUCCUCCUGGCACUUUUGUUUGAAGUGUUCAGUGCUUUCCAGAUCUGAAAGGGUGGGAUCGAUGCACAUUCCCACGGCCGCGUUCUAUCACUUUGAUUCAAAGCACUUUACACGCCGUACGCCACAGUCUUCUUCUUAUUUGCUCAUUAGUCAAAGUGCAGGUAGGCAGAUUAGUGUCGGUUUAGCUGGAGAAAAGCUGGAGGGAGCAAGGAUGAUAGCGAGAAGUUAGAUGACUCGGAUGUUCCCCGUGUCUUUGAGCCCUCUUACUCGUUCUUCUGCCUUUGAUCAGCUGCAGGUCCAGCCUGGACGUCCUCGUCUUACUGCCCAGAGGCUGACGCUCCACUCCCCUCAUGGCGUCUCCACAUCUUUUCAUUCCCCACCAGACGAUCCUGCGGCGUUGAAUCGUCGAGGAUGCAGUCUGCUGAUUGGCCCAUGUGGUGCUAUUAAAGGGAACGUUCAGCUAAUUUUCUGCUUUUUUCUGUCUGUUCUGAGCUGUGAGGUAACGAUGAGUAGGAGGGCUGAAGAUACCAAAGCUAAAUCGGACUUUUAUUUUAGUGGAUUGUUUAUAAAAUGCUGGUGAUUGUUUUAUUGUGUAAUUAGAUGGAGACAUGCGAGAGGGAAGACAGAUUUUAAUUCUGGGGAAUAUUUCUGUUUCAAAGACUGUGUUGAAAAGCUUUUCCUAUUUUAUUUUCAUUUUCAUUUUUUUGACUGGGCUGAGCGCUGAAAACUGCAACGAAAGAUCACCACAAACCUGUCUGGAUGAAAUCACACCGCAAUACUGGGAACUGUGGACUUCUGGAAACCUGGAUCUAAUCGAGAACUUGUUGUAAGGGCUUAGGAAGCUUCCAGCCAAGAAAUGUGUCCUCUAAAACCUGCUACUGAACACUGUGAUGAGACACGUGGGCGGUUUGAAAGUGACUGACAACAGUGAGCUUCAAUGGGUUGUGUUUUGUAAUACCUGGAUGAUAGUAUUUGUAUGUGGAAGUAGAAGCUGAGGAUAGUUUAUAUCAGGGGUGGCAAACUCAUCUUAGUUCAGGGGCCACAUUCAACCCAAUUUGAUCUCCGAACAUUAUGCGUCAGUUUAUCAUUUAUGCAUUACAACUUCCAGAUCACAAUUUAUCUCCAAAAAGACACAAAACAUUUAGUCACAGCUAUCUGGAAUGGAGCAAUGUAGGAAUUUACUUUAAAAAAAAGACCAAGAAAACAACAGAAACAAGAAAAAUAAUUACAAGAAUGACAUGCAAAUAACAAAAGCAAGAAACAAAAUGACAAAAAAAAUUAGUCAAUCGACACGAAACAAAAUGAAAAUGACAAAAAAAAAACCAGACGGAAAAGUUACAAAGCGACAAAAAAAUGGAUGAACAACAAAAAUGAUGCAUAAAACAAUGAAUAAAGCGAAACACAAAUUGACAAAAAGGAAACUGAAAAUGAAAAAAACUUGAAACAAAACGAUAAGUUAAACAAAAGAAGACAAAAACAAGACAUUACAAAACUGACACAAAACAGAAAUGUGAAACAAAAAUGACAGGAAACAAAAAAAAUACAAAAAAGUUACAAAGCGACAAAUAAAUGAACAACAAAAAUGAUGCAUAAAACAAUGAAUAAAGCGAAACACAAAUUGACAAAAAGGAAACCGAAAACGACAAAACGUGAAACAAAAUAAGUUAGACGAAAGACAAAAACAAGACAAAAUAUUACAAAACUGAGACACAAAACAACAAAAAUGUGAAGCAAAAAUGACAGGAAACAAAAAAAAAGACACAAAAAAGUUACAAAGCGACAAAUAAAUGGAUGAACAACAAAAAUGAUGCAUAAAACAAUGAAUAAAGCAAAACACAAAUUGACAAAAAGGAAACCGAAAACGACAAAACGUGAAACAAAACGUUAAAAGUCAGACCAAAGAAGACAAAAAAACAAGACAAAAUAUUACAAAACUGAGACACAAAGCAACAAAAAUGUGAAACAAAUGACAGGAAGCAAAACAAAAAAGAUACAAAAAAGUUACAAAGCGACAAAUAAAUGGACAAACAAGACAAAUUAGACAGAAAAGCGAGGAGGAGUAGGACAAAAAUAGACUGGCAACACAAUUGAAACAAAAUAACAAAAAUGACAAAAACAAUGAAUAAAGCAAAACACAAAAUGAAAAAAUAAGACAAAUGACAAAAACAAGACAAAAUACUACAAAAAUGAGACUCAGAAUGACAAAAGAACAAUCUAGUAUUUCACUUUAUGAUCAGAACAACUUGUCAUGGUCUAGAAAUUAUUUUAAAUUUAUAGUUUUACUAAUGUACAAUCUGCAGUUAAUGUCUUCUCUGUAAUGUUUCCACUUUGAGGGCCGGAUUGGACCCUCUGGAGGACCACUUUUGGCCCACGGGCCUCAUGUUGGACACUCCUGAUUUUACAUAAUGGAGCACACUUUAAAUCCAUAGAAAUAUACAGAAUGUACAAAUAUAUUGGCAUUAGAUUCAAACAUACUACGUAAAGAACCUAAAUAACAUCUUUCCUUUCGUUCUUUGUAACAUUAUGCCUUUAGAAUAAAAAUCCUGAGCAUUAAAGUUAAUUUUUCAUCUUAGAACUGGUAGCUCAGGUUAACAUAGGAGGACUGUAAUGGUAAAUCUGAGUCAUUCUUUUGCUCAAGGAUCAUUUCACGAGCACAGUUUAUGGAGAUCAGCUGUUUUUUUCCAGGUGUAAUUGGCUUAGAUUUGACAAAUACUAUGAAAUCCAGGUAUUAAUCUCCUCGAUGCCGGUUUGGCUGAUUUAGAAAAAGGGAUCCAACGUUAUCUUCUUCAACUCAGGGCCAAAAAAAAAAAAAACACCAAGCACCAGUUUGAUGUCAGCGCCUUCUUUCAACCUGCUCUGAAAUCUGCCUGUGGAGCUCAUCAGAAGCAUUUUUAUUUACUGUAAGGGAAAACGAGGCCAAGACCUGCCGUGGAAUCAGCCUGCCGUGACCCAAACGUGAUGUUUUACUCCAGCACGACGGUGAAGCCGUAUUUAAAGUGGCUCCCGACUGAGAUCCAACCCGCUUAGUAACGUGUUCGGCCUUCUUUCUCUGCCGUCAUUCAAACCACAAAUCACUGUUUCUGAACUCCAGCUGCCGGUCAAACGUCCUUUCAUCCACCCGCAGUCAGAUUACACGGCUCACCCUGUCCACAGUUGUCGUUUUUUUAAAAUAACCGGGCGUGGUUUAGGCUCAUUCCGGCACCAGUGACACCAGCACAAACCCAGUUUCUGCAGUCAGAGCCAUUUGUGUUGAUUUCAACUUUUUUUUUUUUUAUGCCUCUCCCCAACUUUGCACAAAAAAAUGCAGAUUUGGAUGUAUUAUGUAGAUGUAUUAUUUUCUAGUUUAAUUAUUUUUUUGUGUUUUGUAUUGUUAUGACUUUCUUGUGUUGUUUGCUUGUGCAAAUGCAGCAGAGCGUGAUGAGGAAACGUGCAGUAGGCGCAUACUGUGUCAUAUCAACCAACAAAAAACCAAAACUUGUUCACUUUAACGAUGAAAAAGCAAAAUAGAUAUAUAAAGAUAACGUAUAUUAAAAUAUUACAGGGACCAGGAGUGAUUCUUUGAUUAGUUCAACACUGAUGUGACUGGAAAUAGUGUCAAGUUAGACCAAAACACUUUAUGCAUGUUAACCCUCCUGUUGUCUUCACUUACAAAAAAAAAAUUGUUUCCUUGUCUGAAAAAAAUCCAGAAAAAAAUUUGCAAAACCUUCAGGAGUAAAAUUCCAAUAAUUCCUUAAAUUUUUUAUUUUAAAAGAAUCCCCAAAAUUUGGCAAGAAAAUUCUAAAUAUUUUUUUAAAAUGAGUAAAUAUCUUCCAAAAAAAUUCAAAAAAUAUCUAAAGUCAUUAUUUAUCAGUAAAACCUAAUAUUUCCAGUGAAUUUUCUGGAUUUUGGUUGAUUUUUUUUUGCGUGUGAAUGUUCAUAAAGAAACUUUUUCAACAUUUGUUUUUUUUGCAAAAACCUUUAGGAAGAAAAUUCCUGAAAAGUUUAUUUUAAAAAAUCCUCCAGAUGUGGCAAGAAAAUUCUAAAUAUUUUCCAAAAAUUAGUUAAAAUCUUCCAAAAACAAUCCUAAAAAUAUCUAAAAUGAUUACAUAUUUUUUAGUAAAACUUCUAAUAUUUUCUUAAAGAUCAUUCACACGCAAAAAUCUGCAAAACCUUCUGGAAGAAAAUUCCAAUAAUUCCUUGUCUUUUUUGUGUGAAUGUUCUUAAACAUUUUUUAUACAUUUUUCCACCAAAAAAUGUUGAAAAUGUGGACAUCAGAAGUUUCACUGUGAAAGUCUAUUUUUCCCCACAUUUCCCAACUUUAAAAUUUGACCUGCAGGACAACAGGAGGGUUAAGAUGAUUUCCUCUGAUCUGAAAUGUUGUUUUACUGUUUUGCUAUGAGGAUGUGCUCCUGUGUAUUUAUCCUGACCCCAGUGUUUCAGUCAUCCUGGCUGUGGGCUCACCUUUAAUUUCCUUUAUGCACACCUGGGGAUGAACAUUUCUCUCUUAAAACCAUCACCUGUCCGAACAUCCAAGCGAGUGAACGGGAGUCCACAGCGUGUUCUCAUCACACGGCUUUAAUUUUGUGUUUACGAGCUCGCAGAAGGACGGUUCAGGGGUGUGGUGGCGACGAGACAACGCUGGGUGUUUUAGUGGAAGAAAACCAGUGGUGUGUGUGUGAUCUAAUUAUGUGAGGAAACAUGGUUAUUGUGUUCCAAAAUAAAUUAUUUUCUCAAAAGAAAAA
Molecule: messenger RNA, 6991 nt
Organism: Acanthochromis polyacanthus (spiny chromis)
Lineage: Eukaryota; Metazoa; Chordata; Actinopteri; Pomacentridae
Product: monoacylglycerol lipase ABHD2
Exons: 12
Coding region: 319-1614 (431 amino acids)
Biological process (GO): steroid hormone receptor signaling pathway; acylglycerol catabolic process; medium-chain fatty acid catabolic process
Cellular component (GO): sperm plasma membrane; sperm flagellum
Molecular function (GO): monoacylglycerol lipase activity; acetylesterase activity
Source: RefSeq, a predicted model, not a curated record